Molecule: messenger RNA, 1665 nt
Organism: Euleptes europaea (tarantolino)
Lineage: Eukaryota; Metazoa; Chordata; Lepidosauria; Squamata; Sphaerodactylidae
Gene: EFCAB14
Product: EF-hand calcium binding domain 14
Exons: 11
Coding region: 43-1572 (509 amino acids)
Source: RefSeq, a predicted model, not a curated record
UCUCCCGGGUUGCGAAGCUCGAGCCCAGCCCAGCCCAAGAGGAUGAAGAAGCGCAAGGAGCUCAACGCCCUCAUCGGGCUGGGCGGCGGCAGCGGCGAGCGGGGCAGCGGCAGCGGCGGCGGCGGCGGCGGCCGCAAGAAGAAGCACCCGCGGAAGGGCUCCGCCUCGGGCCACCGGCUCCUGCGCACCGAGUCCGCCGAGAGCAGCAGCAGCAGCUCUUCGGACCUGGGUGACGGUGACGGCUUCGGGCUGCCGGGCAGCCGCUCGCGCUUCGCCAAGGGUGACUACCUGCGAUGCUGCAAGUUUUGCUACCCAUUAUGUGCUUUUGUUAUUCUGGCUGCUUGUGUGGUAGCUUGUGUUGGUUUGGUAUGGAUGCAGGUGGCUCUCAAGGAAGAUCUGGAUGCUUUAAAGGAAAGGUUUCGGACGAUGGAAUCUAAUCAAAAAUCAUCAAUCCAAGAAAUCCCUAGAUUGUCUGAAGAUCUGCUCAGUAAACAAAAGCACCUGGAAAAGAUUGAAACUGGAGAUAAGGGGUUAAACAAAAUAUGGGUAAACAUCACUGAAAUAAGCAAACAGAUAUCUUUCUUGGUUUCAGCAGUAAAUCAUCUCAAAGCAAACAUUAAAUCUGCUUCUGAUUUGAUUAAUCUUCCUGUCACAGUAGAAGAGCUUCAGAAAAGUGUUGCUACUAUAGGUAGCACUGUAACCAGUGUUCAUCACGAUGUUGAGACUCUGCAGGCAGCAAUUGAAGAACAUAAGAAAAUCAUAGGAACACUUCAAAGUGAUAUGAGUGAAAACGCAAAAGGUGUUAGAGGAAAGCAGAUACCUUCAGCUUCCACUUCUUUUGCUCCUCAAAUAAGUGAAAAGAAUCUGACAGACAGCUGUAAACAGGAUAACCAGUAUCUGCAUACCUCUCUAGAGGAGGUAAACUCAACUUUAAUAUUAUACCAGAAACAGAAUGAUUUAAAACUUUUCAGUAUGGAUUCCACAGUCAACAAUUUAAGCUGGAGAGUUGCUUCGUUAGAAAAUCAUAUGAAGGGUUUGAGUAAACUGGAGAAAAAAGAAAACCUGACCCUCGCUGUGGUGGGUGACUUAACUACCUCUGUGAAUGCAGAAAAUGAACCAAGAAAUGAAACUACUACUGAAAAUGUACAAAAUAUAGAGAAAAUAGAAAAUGGUGAAUCCCAGGUAUCCAAACUGAGAGAGAAGCUGCAGCUGAUCAAUGCUCUGACAAGCAAGCCUGAGAGUGACACAUCUGAAGCCACUAAAAAAGGAAAACUCCAGAGUGCCACAUCAAAGCCUACAAAACUUCCAAGACUUUCUUCAAGAUCAGUUGGCAACAGUUUUGAGAAAAUUAGAUACCCAAGAGGAUUGUCCUUACCGGGAGUAUCCAACAUACACGACCUUCAGGAAUUAUUCAGGGUCACCAACCAAGGCACUGAUGGCAAGCUCACAUUCACGGAUCUGCAAAACCUGGUUGGGGUUACGCUGCAUGAUUCUCAGAGCUUUAAGGAAUUUGAUACAGAUGGGGAUGAGAAGUAUUCAUUACCAGAACUGAGAGCUGCAUUAGGUGUAUAGUCUCUCUAUUUAGAAAUUCAGUAUUGAAGGACUAAAGUAGCUACUGAAAAAAACCCUGAUAAUUAAAAGCUACACCUGGCACUUUCCCCAGUG